This is a messenger RNA of Penicillium antarcticum, 1095 nucleotides long. RefSeq names its product sialidase family protein. The record is from RefSeq and is a predicted model, not a curated record. Lineage: Eukaryota; Fungi; Ascomycota; Eurotiomycetes; Eurotiales; Aspergillaceae. Bases 1 to 1095 code for a protein of 364 amino acids. The transcript has a single exon.
AUGCCCGGAAAUUUUGGCCAAAAAGUUCUCAAAACCCUUGGUAUCGACCCAAGCGCUCGCCAUCAGAGCUCUAAAGAUGUUCAGCUUCCAGGCAGACCAGCAGUGAACAACGAUGAACGUGGAUUGUCUUCACCUCCGAACAAUGGCACAUACCCUCGUUUGUGUAGACUUUCAGAUGGUUCUAUCCUCUCCUCUUUCACCAGGUUCCCCGACGGACAACGCUCACUGCGUGUUGCCAAAAGUACGGACAACGGUCGCACGUUCGUGGACUUCGCCGAAGUGACUCGCGCUGCAGGCGACGUGGAUAACAUGUUUUUGUGUGAGGUGGUCCCUGGAACUGUGUUAGCAGCCUUCCGAAAUCAUGACAUGGGCCCGAAUGGUCCCACCCAUUUCCGCAUUACCGUCUGCCGGUCUACGGAUGGUGGCCGAGUUUGGCGAUAUGCCUCCCAAGCCACAGAAAAGCGGCCUCCGAUGGGUGUUUGGGAGCCUUUCAUGCGGCUCGGUCGCCAGGGUGAAGUACAGCUUUACUUCUCCCAAGAGUUCGCCCCCAACAAUCAAUGCACCAUGCUCGUCGUUUCCCGGGAUCACGGAAGUACUUGGACUCAACCGACCUGUCUCCAUGGUGCUCAGGAUCCGCUUCGUGAUGGGAUGAGUGGAAUCGCACGAACUGUUGACAAUGGCCGUGAGGCUCUGGUCAUGGUCUUUGAGACCACUCGAUACGGCCCAUUCAACAUUGAUGCACUUCUGUCAUAUGAUGACGGUGCAACUUGGGGUUGGCGCCAUGAGGUUUACUGCCCACGGCAGGGCCGUAACGCUGGUUCGCCGCAGAUUGCGUCGUUUGCUGAUGGGUCACUAGCUGUGGUGUUCAUGACAGACGAAGACGCCAUCCACGUAGACUGGGUGAGGAAUGCUUCUAUCAAGAUUGUGUUUGCUGGGCCGCCACAAGAAGGACGGGUUCAAUGGAGUCAAGCUUCGCUUGUCUCGCCAGCGUCCAGUUUCUGGCCUGGCAUUAUGGCUCUCGAUCACCAUACUGUGUUGGCAACUUAUGACCGCGGUGGGCCUCUGGCCAAGACCGUUACUUGGCACCCGUCUUAA